Molecule: messenger RNA, 475 nt
Organism: Linum trigynum
Lineage: Eukaryota; Viridiplantae; Streptophyta; Magnoliopsida; Malpighiales; Linaceae
Source: the annotation of a GenBank genome assembly
CCGACCGACCCGGACGACCCGACGGCCCCGCCGCCGCCACCAUCGGCUACUAGAAACCCUCGACGGCGAACAUCGUCUUCGUGGCAAUCGUCGGCGGGUUCGCCGUAUGCAGAAUCCUCACGGCGGCGUUCAUCCCGAUGCGCCGCCGCAACUAGCCCCCGGAGUUGAUCGAGGCCGGCACUCCGGGGGUGCCGAACAUACAGCCAGACGACCCGAACCCGCGGGCGCCGAAGAAGCAGGAGAGCCACCUGGCGGCCGGAGGAGGAGGGAAGAAGGCGGCGGCGGAGGCGGUGAAGCUAUCGUUCGUGAGGGAGGACAGGGGGAAGUUCGAGCUGACCGAUCUACUGAAGGCGUCGGCGGAGAUACUGGGAGCCGGGGGCUUUGGUUUUUCGUACAAGGCGGCGCUGACUUCCGGGCAGGUGAUGGUGGUGAAGAGGUUCAAGCAGAUGAAUAACGUUUAUAUUAUUUUUUUAAU